Phialemonium atrogriseum is the source of this 1438-nucleotide messenger RNA. RefSeq lists its product as uncharacterized. The record is from RefSeq and is a predicted model, not a curated record. The transcript has a single exon. Bases 283 to 1089 code for a protein of 268 amino acids. NCBI's taxonomy places the organism in Eukaryota, Fungi, Ascomycota, Sordariomycetes, Cephalothecales, Cephalothecaceae.
AUCGAAGCCGUAGUUCGCAGUCGCCCCACGAGGCUUUUCCCCAGGUAUAAAAAGGGCUGUCUUGUCGCGCCUGAUUGAGAUGAUGCUCGUUUAGACAAUCAUCAAUCUGUUUUUCCCAUCAAAACAUACACUCUCUUGUAUCAAAGUCGUGUGGCAGGCCACUCUUCCCUUCACUGCGACUUCAGAGCAUAUUCGUCAUUUCUUGACAACCUCUGUUCCAAUCUCUUGCCAAAAUUCCUUAACUGUCUGACGCAGUUCGAUCAUUCCAUUCACUAAAUCACCAUGUACGGUUACACCACCAUCUCGCUCCUCGUAGCCGCGGCUGGCGCCGCCGCGGAGGGUCUCUCCAUCACCCCCCACGACAGCUAUUCCUCCUCCGUCGGGGUUCUGGGCUGCAAGAUCGACACCAACCGUGUUGCCUACUGGCCCGGCUCCGUCGACUGCAACAACAUCUGCGUCAAGCUGACGUACGGGGGCCGGUCAGUCAACCUGCUGCGCAUUGACGAGUCGCAAGGGGCCCACGACAUCAGCUACGAUGCCUGGAACUACCUGCAGACGGGUGACUCGGCCACGACCAACCCCAUCACAGGCGGCGGGGUAACCAUGGACUACGAGGACGUCGACGCGUCCGAGUGCGCCAACCUCAUCAAGACAGACGGCCAGAAGCUGCCCUUCAGCGCGUCCAACAGCAUGAACUUCAUCAGCAGCUGUCUCGCCCAGCCCUCCAGCUGGGUCGCGCAGAACUAUGUCCUGUACAACAUCCUCGACUCCAUCUGCACCCUUGGCUACGAUGAGACCUGCACCCUCGACCUGGCCACGAGCAACCAGCCCUCGUGCCCGCACACCCUCGGCCUGACCGACCCCCUGACCGACCCCGCCGAUGCCGUCUACAACAUCGAGUACCCCUCGGGCAAGACCGUCCAGGCCGGCACGAGCCAGGCCGCCAAGGUGAAGGUCGUCGCCAAGGACAGCUCCGCCGCCAAGGUCGCCACCAAGCAGUCUGCUGAGCGCAGCGCCGGCAGCGCCGGUGCCAAGGUCCCUGCCGCGCUGGCGCUGGUCGCCGGCGCCGUGGCUAUGAGCGUCCUUUAAGCCAGCCAGCCAGCCAGUCUGGAGGGAGGGAUUUGAUGUUGCACGAGUUUCAUUUAUGUUGGGGAAACGGGGUUUCGGGGUACAUGUUUUAUAGAUGCUUUUUUACCAGACUUGAGAGAGUUUUGAUGGAAAUAAGACAGACAAUCUUUCUGCACACAAUAUCCACCGUACCGACCGCGAUGAGACGUGACUGACGUGACUCGAGGCAUGUCGCAUAGCAGUCGGCCUGCUUUUUGAUGCCGGCAACGCCUGUCCGGCUAUCCGCCAACUUUGGCACGUUUCUGCAUUAUUGGUGGAGGUCUGGGGACUUAAAAGAACGCAUUGCAAAUGUUCAUACCUAAGCACGUGC